This is a messenger RNA of Dichomitus squalens LYAD-421 SS1, 753 nucleotides long. Its product is annotated as UMP-CMP kinase. The record is from RefSeq and is a predicted model, not a curated record. Gene Ontology annotation, cellular component: nucleus; cytoplasm. Lineage: Eukaryota; Fungi; Basidiomycota; Agaricomycetes; Polyporales; Polyporaceae. Gene Ontology annotation, biological process: 'de novo' pyrimidine nucleobase biosynthetic process; UDP biosynthetic process; CDP biosynthetic process. The coding region runs from base 1 to 753 and encodes 250 amino acids. The transcript has 6 exons. Gene Ontology annotation, molecular function: UMP kinase activity; ATP binding.
AUGCCUGCCAUCAUUGACAAGAUUGCGGACGCUCUCCAUCUGACCAAGCACUCUCACAACGACUCUGCCCCGGACGCCGAAUCUCCCAGCACGUCCGCUCCACAGCCUGCAUUUGACCAUAACAAGGUCACCGUCCUCUUCGUCCUCGGAGGCCCCGGUGCAGGCAAGGGCACCCAGUGCGCGAAUCUCGUCAAGGACUUUGACUUCUGCCACCUCUCCGCCGGCGACCUUCUCCGCGCAGAGCAGAACCGCGAAGGGUCCGAGUAUGGCGAGAUGAUUCGGCGGUACAUCCGCGAGGGCCAGAUCGUCCCCAUGGAGGUCACCGUCAAGCUCCUCGAGAACGCCAUGCGCGCCGCUCUCUCCGAGAACCGUCCCGGCGAGGGCUGGGCAGCCGGCAAAGGCCGCUUCCUCGUCGACGGCUUCCCGCGCAAGAUGGACCAGGCAUUGAAGUUCGACGAAGACGUUUGCAAGUCCUCACUCGUUCUGUUCUUCACCACGACCGAAGAGGAGAUGCUGAAGCGUCUUCUCGAGCGUGCCAAGACCAGCGGUCGUGAGGACGAUAACGAAGAGAGCAUCCGGAAACGCUUCCGUGUCUACAAGGAGCAGACCAUGCCAGUCAUCGAGCACUACAGCAAACAGGGCAAGGUCGCAACCAUCGACGCGACGGCUUCUAUCGAGGAGGUUCACGAGAAAGCCAAGGCGGUGGUUGCGCAGCUAUUCUCUGGGGAUGUCAGCCGUAACGUCACUGCCUGA